This is a messenger RNA of Tigriopus californicus, 1059 nucleotides long. RefSeq lists its product as uncharacterized. Lineage: Eukaryota; Metazoa; Arthropoda; Copepoda; Harpacticoida; Harpacticidae. The record is from RefSeq and is a predicted model, not a curated record. Bases 568 to 1059 code for a protein of 163 amino acids. The transcript has 2 exons.
UAUGCUAUGUUCCUGGCGCUUGAGGCUCGGCUAUCUGAUCAUGCAUGGCUCCCAGAACAUUCAAAAUGUCCGUCCUCUCAUAUAUUUAUGGCCAGGCAGCUUUGCUAGCCUCCUGGCCCGUUUCAGACGACGAUAUGAACUUGAUCAUUCUCUUGUACUAUACUCCUUGCCUAAUUCAGCUGACGUCGUGACUGAGAGCUCAACAUCAUCAUCAACAGCAGCAAUAUCAUCAUUGAUGUAAGCAAAUCUGUUACCCCCAUCCUCCUGGCCCCAAACAUUGGUACGUGACGCUCGUUGAAACCAUUGGCAAUGAUCCUCUGGAUCCCUGGGUCUGGCUAAUCAAUCCCGUUGAAACCUCAAGAAGUUGAGUUGCGCUAUUUAUUACUCGCUAUUUGGACACACCCUCGAAGAAAGGCAAUCUGCUGCCUUCUGAUUGUGUUUUCCUCUGGCCCAUGCAUGAUACGGUUAUCCUCAGGCUGGGAGCCCCAGUGACACGCACCUGAGGGUGCCAAUGGAGGUCCAAUGAUCAACAUGAGAGACUCGUCUCCAACCACAUCUUGAAUUACCAUGCCGUUGAACCAUACGGAACUCAACUCUUCCACUUCGUCAUCUAGUUUUCUAGCGGUACCUACCAAUACCACUACAUCCUCAUCCUCAAGCAUAACAACGGCGGUCAGGGCGCCAAGGUGUUCCUCGACCACACCUUUGUCUUCAUCUGUCUCAGCAUCGUCUUCGUCAUUUUCGUCCGCCAAUGUGGAGGACAGAAAAUCCAAGUUGUGGAGAAAGACUUCUUUCGCUGCCAAGUUGAAACCCAAGAAGAAAGUGGGGUCCAAUUCUUCAGCUUCCAUUGGUCCGGCCGAUCCGUUGCAAGCAUUGGCUAUCAAGACGUUGUUGGCAGAUUCCAGUCGGCAAGUGGCCUUGUCCAAGGCCCAGGGACAUUCGGCCUUUCAAAAGCCCAAGCAGCAAAUAAACAAACGAUUUCUUCAUAACACGAUGAUCGCCACUUUGAGUCAGAAUAAGAGGAAUCGAACCCUCACCAACCCGAUGAUGAAACAUUGA